Molecule: messenger RNA, 935 nt
Organism: Dermatophagoides farinae (American house dust mite)
Lineage: Eukaryota; Metazoa; Arthropoda; Arachnida; Sarcoptiformes; Pyroglyphidae
Product: inositol monophosphatase 1
Biological process (GO): signal transduction; inositol metabolic process; phosphatidylinositol phosphate biosynthetic process
Molecular function (GO): inositol monophosphate 1-phosphatase activity
Source: RefSeq, a predicted model, not a curated record
AUUAUUCGAUAGACGGCGCCAAAACUGCCAACAAAUGACCUUAACACCUGAUUUCAUUGUUGUUCCAAAAUAAUAAUCAAAGAUUCCAAAAAAUGGAAAAACUUGAUGAAUAUCUGAAUGUUGCCAUCGAUUUGGCUAAACAAGCUGGACAAAUGAUUAUUGAAUGGCAUCGUAAAGGUUCAUUUGAAGUGAAUAUUAAAUCUAAUGUCAAAGAUUUGGUCACCGAAGUUGAUGUGAAAAUUGAACGUUUCAUUUUUGAUUCAUUGAAACAACGAUAUCCUGAACAUCGAUUUAUUGGUGAAGAAAGUGUUAAUGAUUCCAACAAAUAUUUAGCAUGGGAUGAACCAACAUGGAUUGUCGAUCCGAUUGAUGGAACAAUGAAUUUUGCACAUUUUUCACCAUGGUGUUCAGUAUCGAUUGGUUUGGCAAUCAAACAAAAAUUAGUAUUGGGCGUAAUCGAUUGUCCACAUUUGGGCCGAACAUAUAGUGCAAUCAAAGACGGUGGUGCACAUUGCAAUGGAAAACCGAUUCAUGUAUCAUCGAUCAAUGAAGUGGAAAAAGCAUUGAUUCAAACAGAAAUUCCGGUUGGUUUCAAAUUUCCAAAAAGUCCGAAUUUCGCCGAUAAACUAUUCGAUUCGAUCUAUUGGAAAUGUCAAGGAUUUCGUUGUGUUGGAUCAUGUUGUGUUAGUUUAUGUUUAGUAGCUGAAGGUGCUGCUGAUGUUUAUUUUAUGCAUGGUUUAAAAAUCUGGGAUAUGGCAGCCGGUUAUGUAAUUGUCACUGAAGCCGGUGGUUUCAUUUGCAGUAUUAGUGGUGAAAAUUUUGAUCCGAACAAAGGUAGUCUUAUUGCUGCCAGUAAUUCUGUAUUAGCAACAAAAAUUGUUGAACGUUUUCGAGAUUCUAAACAAUAAAAUUUUAAAAAAUUUUUUCAAUUAAAA